UUUUUUUUAUUUUUUUAUUAAUUUUUUUAAAAAAAUUUAACUUCGGGCAAGAGCCCAAAAUGCAAGAUCACUGUGUCCUCUGUAUAUAAGUCGGGCGGUUCUCUUUUCCAGUCGCCAGAAAGAGUGAAGCUGCGGCCGUACUUCGCUCUCGUGCGUCGCCAAAAAGAGUCGCUGUUUCCAAUCGGAAAAUUGAUCGAAUUCCACAUCCGAGCUCUGGAACAAGUCUCUCGGUUGGAGUGAAAUCGAAGUCGUAAAGGUUAAGUCUUUAUGCGGAUCUGAUCGAAAAGUAGUGAGAUUCCUGUUUGGAGGGAGGGAAAUUUUAAUUCUCUUUUUGCAGGAGCUUUUCUUUGCUUUGGAAGUUUGACUCCUAUUGGAUUUCGAAUUCGCAUCUGUUCACUGCACUAUAGUUUUCUCUCAUUUUCUGUCCGCGCCUUUCUGUUUUCUCUGCCGUUUCGGUUUUGAAAGGUCAGACAUGGGAGUGAAAGUGGCGACGACUUGUGUGCAUUGGUCGCAGCCAAUUGUUCCUCAUUCUACUCACUCCUCUCAAACCCUAGCUUCUGCAAUUUCGUCCCCUUCGAAGAAGAGGAGUCGCAGUUCCGAAGGAGUUCUCGUGUGCCGGUAUGUACAGAGAUUGGACCGAUCGGCUCUGUUCGGAACGUCGUCGUCCAGGCUCUACAGGUCCCGAUCGUGCGAGAACCAGAAAUCGAGGGCUCAAACCCUAACGAGAGCGUGCAGCGCCAGCUUCGACGCGUCCUCGGACGAAGAAUUCGCGAAGAAGAUUCAAGAAUUGGCGCUGAGAUUCCAAGUUUCCGACGAUGACGAAGACAUCAGCAGCACCGCGGAUGCAGAAUCGGAAACAAAUCCCGAUUCCAGAGACGAACAGAGCGAGAAUGGCGCCGAUAAUUCUUCUAUAAUCAACGGCGAAAUCAGCUUCGUCCAAGAUAGAAGACAAUUUCUGCAUUCGAAGAUCGUCCCCAUUGAGCCUCCAUGGCCCACACUUCGCCGGGAGCCGCCGGACUGGCCCGGAAGAGACGAAAUUAUUCCAGCGAACAUAGAGCGGAAGGCGAACAGCGUCGAUCUCCCGCUCUCCCUCAGGAUGAUAAAGAGGAAGAAGCAGUGGCAGGAAGGAUUCAGAGAAGCAGGGGAGUCCGCUUACUGUUCCGUAAAGAAGGCGUUCUCUUCAAUGGUGUUCAUAAUUCGAGAGCUCCACAGCUACUCAUUACAGAUGCGAGAGGUCCUCUUCUACGAAGAUCUUCAGGGGAUUCUUGUUCGUGUACAGAAAGAAAUGCACGCAUCGUUCGUGUGGUUGUUUCAGCAGGUGUUCUCUCACACGCCCACUCUCAUGGUCUAUGUCAUGAUCCUCCUCGCGAACUACACAGUCACUUCCAUGGCUAGCAACUCCGCAAUCGCCGCUUCCCAGCCGCCGGAAACCUACGUUUCAGUGGUCGAAACACAGGAUCAGCUGCCGCAGAAGUUCGACUCUUCGGCAAUCAAGACAUUCACGGCGUCCUCUUCCGGCGGAAAGACAACUUUCAUCGGGGGAAACGGCGGCGGCGGCGGCGGGGGAAAGGCCCGGUCGGCCGCCGGGGGCACGGACGGCGACGGGACGUUCGACCCGUCGGAACACCACCGGAGAAUAGUUCCCGAAGGGACAUCUCAGGUUUCUUCGAUGGGGAACCCGGCGCCGGCGAGGGAAGAAGCAGAGUCGGUGUCGGGGCGGGAAGAGGAAUUGAGUCUCUGGAAUUCGGUGGUGGAAGACGCUGCGAAAAUGCAGGCUGCUUUCAGGGACGAAGCUCUGGACCAGGAGACUAUGCAGAGGUUCGUUUCGCCGGUGACGACGAAGAUUGAACCCGACAACUACUCGGACUACUUCCAAACAGAGCUUCUGUAUCAAGUCGGGUUGGCCCAGGACUCGAACAACGCUCUUCUCCUGGCCAACUACGCUCAGUUCCUUUACCUGGUUGCUCGCGAUUACGACAGGUACUUCGAAUUAUAUAUAUAUAUAUUCUUUUUAAACAGAGCUUCUAUAUUCAAAUCUGGAGUUGAAAUUAAAGUUGAAUUUGGUGGAAAUGCAGGGCGGAGGAAUACUUCAAGAGGGCGGUGGGGGUGGAGCCGCCGGACGCGGAGGCGUAUAAUAAGUACGCGGGGUUCUUAUGGAUGGGGAAGAAGGACUUGUGGGCGGCGGAGGAGACAUAUCUGGAGGCCAUAUCUGCCGACCCUACAAAUACUUACUACGCAGCCAAUUAUGCUCAUUUUCUGUGGAGCACCGGCGGCGAAGACACCUGCUUCCCGCUCUCCACUCCCGACGAAGCAGACGACGAUAAUCCCAUCCCCGACCAUUCCGCCUAGUCAGAACCAAGAAGAAGAAACACACACUAGUACACCACCUUACCUUCACUUCAGUCUUUUUUUUUUUUUUUUUCACCCAAAAAUUGUUAUUAUAGCAAUAAAAUAUUUACAAAAAAAAAAAAAAAUUCAUCUGUAGGUUUUUUUUUUUUUUUUGGGGUUGUUAUUCUAAUGGUGAACUCUGGGCGCCGAGUAGAAUGAGCAAAAUGUAAAAAUUGAUAUGUGUCAAUACAAAUUGUUUCUUUAAUUAUAAUUAAAA
Malania oleifera is the source of this 2605-nucleotide messenger RNA. RefSeq lists its product as uncharacterized. Lineage: Eukaryota; Viridiplantae; Streptophyta; Magnoliopsida; Santalales; Ximeniaceae. Gene Ontology annotation, molecular function: protein binding. The transcript has 2 exons. The record is from RefSeq and is a predicted model, not a curated record. The coding region runs from base 473 to 2485 and encodes 670 amino acids.